UCGAUGCGGAUUUAAAGAUUUGAGGCAGUGAAGGAGCGAUCAGUCAGGGACUGGUAUCCCCAUAAACUUGGAUUGCCGUCGCUUAUUUCAAUCACGUAAGACCCCUAAUGGCGUUGUCCGGGCGAGGGUGUUACGUAGCCUAUAUCUGUACAAGCUUUUCUGACAACCCAGGCUUGUUGAUAUUUGUCUUUACUGUAGAGCCACCAAGGUGUUGCCUAAGAGAGUUUAAGCACGCCGACAUUGCAAAGGGUUAUUAGAUUCAUAAGUCAGCGAAGUGGUGGGCGAUCUACUGAGCACAGCAGAAGUUCUCAUAUGAUGACUUCAAACAAGACACAUUACCUACCAGCAUCUGUUGGAGUGAGUGGAUAUUAAGACACUUCUAUCUCCAGGACAGCGUAGGGGAAAAUGCACGUUGGACAGAGGCACCGGAGUCGUGCAUGGACUAAACCGCCGAGUGGACGUCAACUCUCUUUCUCUCUUUCCCCAGCCCCCCUUUGCCAAACCUGGGAUUGUUUUUUCAACUUUUGUUCCACCAGGUUAGAAGAGUGAUGACCAUCCUGUUCCUUACUAUGGUUAUUUCAUACUUCAGUUGCAUGAGAGCUGCGCCCCUGAGAGAUGCCCCGGGCAUGCGGGGCCAUCGGACGGAAGGCUACUUGGGCGCUGCUGCGACGGCCGCACGAGGCCAUGGGACUCCACAGAGUGGUGGUGGGCCAGGCCAGCGCGGGGAACUGCCCUCACUCACAGACACGUUUGAGCAGGUGAUAGAGGAGCUGCUGGAGGUGGAGGGAGAGGCGGCACAGCUGGGACAGGGGGCUGAUAAGAGCCAGGGAGGUGGGGGCCCGUCCUCUGUGGUUGCCGCAGACACCAAGGAUGUCGACCUGUACGACUCGCGGGUGAUGAUCAGCAACCAAGUGCCUUUGGAGCCGCCGUUGCUCUUUCUCCUGGAGGAAUACAAAAACUAUCUGGAUGCCGCUAACAUGUCCAUGAGGGUGCGGCGACACUCCGAUCCCUCGCGGCGCGGAGAGCUCAGUGUGUGUGACAGUAUUAGCCAGUGGGUGACAGCUGUGGAUAAAAAGACGGCAAUAGACAUGUCUGGGCAGACAGUUACCGUCAUGGAAAAGGUCCCUGUCCCCAAUGGCCAACUGAAGCAAUACUUUUAUGAGACCAAAUGCAACCCCAUGGGGUACACAAAGGAGGGCUGCAGAGGAAUAGACAAGCGGCAUUAUAAUUCCCAAUGCAGGACAACCCAGUCCUACGUGCGAGCGCUUACCAUGGAUAGCAAAAAGAAGAUUGGCUGGCGGUUUAUAAGGAUAGACACUUCAUGUGUAUGCACAUUGACCAUUAAAAGAGGGAGAUAGUGUAUAAAAUGUAUAGAUUUUAUUGAAGAGUUUAAAAAAAGAGAAUAAAGAGAAAAUAUCUAUUUGUAUAUAUACAUAACAGGGUAAAUUAUUCCGUCAAAUGAAAAUUUUAUGGACUGCAUGUAAAAAAAGAUGAAGUUUAUACAGUAAAAGUGAUACUACAGUCUAUUUAUUGAACAUAUUCAUGACCUUGUAAACAAUUAAAAAAAAUCUGAUCAGUCAUUUGCGCCCAGUUUAAAUUACUAUAUCACAUCCCUCAAGACAUUGUGAUUUGUUUACGUUGCCAAGAAUUAUAAAAAUGAAGGAAAAAAAAACAGGCAAGGAAUGAGAGAGGACAGUUCCAUCUUCAAAAGCUUGCAUGCUGCUUCAAUUGUGAAUCGAGAAAUUCUCCACUUACAGAAAAAAAGGAUAUGAUGCUGACCAAAAAAAAAACAAAAAAAAAACAUUCCGUUUACAUAUU
This is a messenger RNA of Epinephelus lanceolatus (giant grouper), 1818 nucleotides long. It is a transcript of the gene bdnf, whose product is annotated as brain-derived neurotrophic factor. Gene Ontology annotation, molecular function: growth factor activity; nerve growth factor receptor binding. Gene Ontology annotation, biological process: nerve development; positive regulation of peptidyl-serine phosphorylation; modulation of chemical synaptic transmission. NCBI's taxonomy places the organism in Eukaryota, Metazoa, Chordata, Actinopteri, Perciformes, Serranidae. The record is from RefSeq and is a predicted model, not a curated record. Gene Ontology annotation, cellular component: synaptic vesicle; axon; dendrite.